Messenger RNA from Mobula hypostoma (lesser devil ray), 1395 nucleotides. RefSeq names its product transcription elongation factor A (SII), 1 (gene tcea1). The transcript has 10 exons. Gene Ontology annotation, biological process: transcription elongation by RNA polymerase II; DNA-templated transcription; positive regulation of transcription by RNA polymerase II. The record is from RefSeq and is a predicted model, not a curated record. Lineage: Eukaryota; Metazoa; Chordata; Chondrichthyes; Myliobatiformes; Myliobatidae. Gene Ontology annotation, molecular function: zinc ion binding; nucleic acid binding. Bases 113 to 1030 code for a protein of 305 amino acids. Gene Ontology annotation, cellular component: nucleus.
UUUGGGCUUUCUGUAUGCGAGAGGUUGGCGCCUGUGGUUGCGGCUCAGAGGAGUUGGGGGAGAAUUUGUUGCUAAAACACUUAUUUCUGUUGGUUGCAAACGAACGAGCGUGAUGAGUAAAAAAGAGGAAGAUGAUAUUGUCCGAAUUGCAAAAAAGAUAGACAAAAUGGUGUCGAAAAAGAACACGGUUGGUGCCUUGGACUUGCUGAAAGAGCUAAAAAGCAUUCCUAUGACCUUGGAACUUUUACAGUCUACCAGAAUUGGGAUGUCUGUAAAUGCUAUCAGGAAGCAAAGUAAAGAAGAAGAUGUCAUAUCUUUGGCAAAAUCUCUCAUUAAAUCCUGGAAGAAACUCUUGGACGGACCAACAGUUGAGAAAUCCUCAGAAGAUAAAAAAAAGGAUUCAGUUUCCUUGGCACAAAACAGCCCAGAAGCAAAAGAGGAAAGUUCGGGAAGCAUUUCCAGCAACUCCCAUGAAGCACUCUAUACUCAAUCACCUUUUCAACUUAAAAGUUACCCUCAGGCUCCUUUCACCACUGACUCAGUACGGAUCAAGUGCAGAGAAAUGUUAACUGCUGCAAUGAAAACAGAUGGUGAUUACAUAGCUAUUGGCUCAGACUGUGAAGAGCUUGGAGCUCAAAUUGAGGAAUGCGUGUAUCAAGAAUUUAAAAACACAGAUAUGAAAUAUAAAAACAGAGUGAGGAGCAGAAUUGCAAAUUUAAAAGAUUCAAAGAACCCCAAUCUGAGGAGGAAUGUCCUAUGUGGGAAUAUUGCACCAGAUAGACUGGCAAAAAUGACUGCAGAGGAAAUGGCAAGUGAUGAACUUAAAGAAAUGCGCAAGGCUUUAACCAAAGAAGCCAUUCGAGAACAUCAAAUGGCUAAGACUGGUGGUACUGAAACGGACUUAUUCACGUGUGGCAAGUGCAAGAUGAAGAAUUGCACCUAUACCCAGGUUCAGACUCGCAGUGCUGAUGAACCAAUGACUACAUUUGUCGUAUGCAAUAAUUGUGGAAAUAGAUGGAAGUUCUGUUGAGAUCCUGAAGAAGCAGCAGAAGAGAAUUCCUUGGACCAACAGUUAAUGAUUUUUUGGUUUCUAAUUAGUUGUACAAAUGAGAAGGUAGAACUUCAAGAAUAUUUGUAGAACAAUACAUCCCCAUGUCAUUUUUGUAUAAAUCUAGUUUCCUUAACACCAUUCUAUUGUAUUUUCCUUGCAGAAUAGUUCACUGAAACAAAAACUUUUCAAUUAUACAACCAGGCAGCAUCUAAGUGUAUGUAAGAUUUCUUUUUAUAUGUAGUUUGACAUUAAAGUUUUAAAAGUCUUUCAGUGUUGUUUCUUUUCUUUUGAAACAUUUUUUAUGGCAGUUGCUCAUUACCUUGCUUAAUAAGCAUUCUGUGAAA